AUGGCUUCUCCACUCAAGCCCUCUUCUACUCUCACCUGCUCUUCCGCGUCGUUUCCCGCGGCUUCAUCAUUGUGGCGCCCCGGCCGCGGACCCUAUACCGUGAAACGAGGCGCGUUCCUUCUCAAACGGCGACGAUUCCUUUUGAAGACCAACCCCCCCAGGCCUCUCCGCAUCUGGUCGCCCAAGACUGCAUCCGCCACCGCCAUGCCAGUGCUGCUCUUCCAACACGGCUUUUCCGCCCAAACCUCCUUCUACUCACAACUGCUCACGCGCAUUGCCAAGCACGGUUACAUUGUCGUGGCUCCCCAGAUGUACCCUGUAACAACAGGCUACAAUACAGCACCAGAGAUGCGCGGUUCAGCAAACGUCAUCGGCUGGAUGCGUAAACGUCUUGCCAAGGUCCUCGCCAACCGCCUUGAAGUGAAAGCUAUUCCGGAUUGGGACAAGUUUGCUAUUUCGGGACACAGUCGAGGCGGAAAGGUCGCAUUUGGAGUCGCACGGGGCUUGGUCAAGAAAUCCCCUGUUACAAUCGGGGCAGUGAUUCUGGUUGACCCUGUAGACGGCGCUUCGAACAAAACGAAAAAUUACCCAGCUACAUUGACCCACCGACCAGGCUCCAUCAGCCUGGGCAUUCCUGUACUCGUUAUAGGAGCAGGGCUUGGUCCCAUUCCAGAGCAACCAGGUGGAAUGCCCUGCGCACCAGCAUAUUUCGGCCACAAAUUCUUUUACUCGGAUCUUGCAGACUCGGCGUAUCAUGUGGUGAUGCCCAGGUAUGGACAUGCCGAUUUCAACAAUGAUAUGCGAGUGACUGUUAAUGUGUGCCCUGGAGGGCCAAAGAAAAAGAAAGCCCGGGCAGCUACUGCUGGGCUGGUGGUGGCGUUUCUCAAGGCCAAGCUUGAGAGUGAUUCUAGUGAUUUGGAUGAUGUGUUGGCCAAUCCAGGGCACGCUCCUGUUACUUUGUCCCCAGUUGAAAGUAAAUGA
Messenger RNA from Closterium sp. Yama58-4, 981 nucleotides. NCBI's taxonomy places the organism in Eukaryota, Viridiplantae, Streptophyta, Zygnematophyceae, Desmidiales, Closteriaceae. The record is from the annotation of a GenBank genome assembly.